Molecule: messenger RNA, 2972 nt
Organism: Syngnathus typhle (broad-nosed pipefish)
Lineage: Eukaryota; Metazoa; Chordata; Actinopteri; Syngnathiformes; Syngnathidae
Gene: scrn3
Product: secernin 3
Exons: 7
Coding region: 192-1463 (423 amino acids)
Biological process (GO): proteolysis
Molecular function (GO): dipeptidase activity; cysteine-type exopeptidase activity
Source: RefSeq, a predicted model, not a curated record
GUUGACAAUAAAGCAGACUUUGACUUUGACUUUGAACUGCCUGCGUCACAAUUACGUGGGAGGUAAUAGCUGUAUUGUCACGUGACUGCCGUAAACAAUCGAGCCACCGAGCUUUGUCAACACCGACAGACUGUAAGAGGUUAUACGCGACGUCUUCAUCGCAAUCAAGUCUUCGCCUCUUGUGAACCAGCAUGUAUCCGUGUUCAAGUGACACUUUUGUGGCUCUUCCCCCCUCCACUGAAGGACAGCGCAUCAUUUUUGGAAAGAAUUCCGACAGGCCAUUUGAUGAAGUCCAAGAAGUGCUCUAUUUCCCAGCUGAAGACUAUGAGCCAGGGUCAAAGGUCGAGUGUACUUACAUGAAGAUCGAGCAAGUUGCCCACACAUACGCAAUUGUUCUGAGCAGACCAGCGUGGCUGUGGGGUGCAGAAAUGGGUGCAAAUGAGCACCAAGUUUGUAUUGGGAAUGAGGCUGUGUGGGGAAGAGAGAGUGCUGAUGGUGAGAAGGCUCUGCUUGGCAUGGAUCUUGUCAGGCUCGCACUUGAGAGAGCCGACACUGCUGAGAAAAGUGUGGACGUCAUAGCCGAGCUUUUGGAAAAAUAUGGCCAAGGAGGGUGUUGCAUAGAAGAACAAUGUGAUUUCACUUACCACAACAGCUUCCUGAUCUCGGACCGGAAGGAGGCUUGGCUGCUGGAGACCUCCGGCAGGUAUUGGGCUGCAGAAAGAGCGGAAGGUGGAUAUCACAAUAUCUCAAAUGAGUACAACAUCACAACCAAAAUUGACAGAGAACAUCCUGACCUGCGCAAGUAUGCACAAAGCAAAGGCUGGUGGGACGGAGAGGCUUUGUUCAACUUUGCUGCCAUCUACUCCAACAUGAACGCGGCCAGGAUUGAAGCACUUGGCAGUCAAUCCUGUGAAGGAAAGAAUCUGCUGCGAAAGAGCAACGGGCACAUCACCGCUCAGACGAUGAUGGACAUCCUGAGGGACAAAGACAGCGGCAUCAAUACGAAGGGCGUGUUCAUGACAACAGCCAGUAUGGUGUCGGUGGUACCUGUGGAUCCCACUCUGCCGGGGGUUCACUAUUUCACUGCCACUCCGGACCCUGAAAGGUCGGUGUUCAAACCCUUCGUCUUUGUGGAAAACAUGCGAGUGGAGCUAAAGGAGACCACUUCUCCCAGUUACGGCCCGGAAGACCCAGUGGAGAAGGAACCUCUCUUCCAAUGCAAGCCUGACAGAAAGCACAGCUUGUUCACCAAACACGAGGUGGCGGUGGCCAUCAUUGAAACGCACAAGGAGCGGGGAGAGCGGAUCACAUUUGCUAUGAGGAAGUUGGAAGGUGAGAGAAUGAAACAGAUGGAGGAGAUUCUUUAUCGCGGCGUCCAGCAGCCCGAAACUUUGCUGGAUUUGUUCCCUAGCGUUGUGAGGGACGAGAUGGAGCUCUACGGCAAAAUCUCCAAAGUCCAGUGAUCAAUAGAAAGCACAUCAAAGUGAUAUACUCCACACAGUAAUUGUCAGUAGCAUUAUCUGCAGAUUUAUUCAAAACAAUCCAUAAAUAAGCAGCACUGUACAAAACAGGGCUGUGGACUCGGUCAGAUUUUUGCACCGAGUCCGGCUGUCCAUUUUUUCUGUUAAUUCAUGUGACUGCUUAGUCUUUAUUCAAAGCUAAUUUAGAUCAAAACUAAUUACAACAGUUUUGUGAUGGCUUUGUCUUUAUUAAACAUAUAAACGAAUACAAUAAACAGAUACUUUCAAGUUUUAAUCAUUAAUUACACCAUUAUAGCUCAAACAUUUAUCUAAACACAAAUAAUUAGUGACGACCCCUUAUUUGGAAAGCGAAAAACCCAUGUCGUACGGCGUCAGCACUAUGUUGUUUUCAAUAAAAACAUGAACUCACGUUUGCGUCAGUCAAUUUUAAUUUUUAUAAAGGAUUAUUCUCAUUUGAUGCCCUCCGUGUUCUGCCAUUGAAGCGGGGUGCAUUCAAAGACCAGUCGUACAGACGGAACACUCAUUCACUUCACCAAAACGCAACAAUAUAAUUACGUGAGCUCUUUGCAUAAACCUUGAUGCAAAGAAACUCCUCUUUUUGGGUACAGGCUACAAAGAAUAUAUAUUACAAAGGAGACUUUGUACUUAAUUGUGAUCAUCAUUCAUCCAUCCAUCCAUUUUAUUACUCGGGUAUUUUCAAAGCAAGUUAAUAUUGUUGCAUUUAUUAAUUUGCUUUAACAUGACAGCGCAAUAUAAUUAAAAGCUGACACGAUAGCAAUGUCAAACGUGUUCAUUUAAGAAAAAGCCACACACGUUUUGUGAUCAAAUCUUUCAUAACGAGAAUGAUUUGAGUGAAUUGAUUUUACAAUUUUUAUCCCCCCAUCCCCACCAUCUGGCACUUUGCUUGGGACAAAAGGAGCUUUCAGAACUGAAAUUUCGUCUCAAUUAUUCAUUCAAAUCAAUUCACUCAAAUCAUUCUCGUUAUGAAAGAUUUGAUCACAAAACCUUUCCGUCUGUACGACUGGUUUUUGAAUGCACCCCGCUUCAAUGGCAGAACGCGGAUGAAUUUAAAGACAUCAAAUGAGAAUAAUCCUUUAUAAAAAUUAAAAUUGACCGACGCAAACGUGAGUUCAUGUUUUUAUUGAAAACAACACAGUGCUGACGCCGUACGACAUCGGUUUUUCGCUAUAAUUCGGUAUAAUUCGACGUAGUCCACACUCAUCCAAAGUUAAGGUUUCAUGGGAAUAUUAUUGUCAUAAUUGUCUGGACCAUAUAUGAUAAUUGUUUAAUGGUAGUUAUUGACAGAUCUUGAAGAUGUCAAGUUAUAGGUGCAUAUAGCACGUUCAUUGUUACAGGGGAAGAGAUGUUGUGUAUUUUGGGCUAACAAAUUCAGUAGUAGAAAAAAACCCGAAGUGGGAUGGGCGCAUUCUGUGUUGUUGUGGUACGCCCUGUGAACGCACUGACAGUAAGGAAUAAAGCAGUUAUCAUUCA